GUGCGAUAUUAUCCUGACGGGUAAUCAUGCGUAGGUGGAACACUACGUUUUUUGCAGUUAUAGCGGCGCUCUGGUUAUCGACUUACCUCUUUCUCGAAGUGGUUCACGGUUCGCUGUUGUCCACAAAUGUAACUGAUUCCGGCUUCCGGAGCUACGAGAUUACAUUUUUACGAAAUUGGCUUCACGCAGUUCAUAGAGGUAAGCGGGAUCUCGUCGCACCGCAAAACGUACGAGAUAUAUUGAUUCGUGGAGCAACUGCUCACAGGGAAUACACGGACGAAGAACGAGCCUAUGUUCCAAGUGAAAUCUCGUCCAGAAGCGCAACGGAUCUAACAGCGAGGCAGGGAGAUGAGUCGACGGUUCACGUUCUCAUAACGAGCAAACCUAGGAAGGUCCAAACCCUGAUAGACCUCGAGCAGGAAGACAAACGAGUAGAAAAAGUAGAGGAGGAGAACGGAAGACGACAAUUGUCUACGAACAGGCAUUCCGAGGAUGCGAAGAUCUCCCUCUUCACAAAUUCAAGACUCGACGCUACCCCGACCGUUGGCACGACCCUAACACCGGUGAGCGAUACCACCGUAGCGAGGAGGACGAAGACCGACGUGAGAACAGCUACAAGGACUGCGGACGAUCGGGACCUGCGAUUGAAUCGAACUUUGAUGGAAUUUGCCGACCGGCUAGCCGGGGUGGAGUUCAGGGUCACCGUCUUCGAGAAGGUACUCGUAGAUUUGGCCAGGUGGUGUGGCGAGUUGGGGACUUUGUUUCCCAGGAAUUGCGUGCACGGCCAGGAGUCUGCUGCCGGCGGUCCUCGUUACGGAUGGGACGGGGUCGUUCCGUCGGUACCUCAGAGAAACUUUGAUCGCGAAGACCGCCUCGCCCUUGCCUCCGGAAUGAAUGCAGUUCGACGAAGACCGUUGCAGAUCGGAAACCGUAGUCGAUACGUUUUCAGGAACGCAGCCACCAGGGAACCGAACCAGCCGGGUUAUCCGCCGAGGCAGAUCCAUGCGGUAGGCUGUAACGAUGGACUCGAUACGCUCGGAAGAGCUGCUCCCCAAAGACUUCCCUGCGAAAGAUCGUUGAGGGUGAAUCGCGCUUCUUCGCGGUAUGAUUCUUCCGAUGUUUCGACAACCCGUCGUAGCAUCGUGUCAACGAAUGAUGUCUCCUGGGUUUCUCCUUUUCCACAGAUCGAGGGUAGAGGGAAACGGCCAAACGAUUAUCGCCAAAAUCAGCGGGCUGCACGGGUUACGAAAAGCUCGAAAAUAACCCAACUGAAAAAACCGAAAUUUGGUUUCGAAAUCUCGAGGGUACGACGCUCGUUGAAUCCGAACGACGAGGAUAUUCGAGUCAAGCGAAUAAAGCGCGCUAUAGGCCGUGCGGAAUUACGUAGCCCAAAAAGAGCUGAAAAAGAAAAAAAAGGGCCAUUCGAGCGAGCGGUCCGCGUUCCAAGGUCGCAAUCAGCGAGGCCGUAUCGCGUAGCGGCCCCUUUGACGCUCUCGGGUUACCGCAGUGACUUUGACAACUUGGCUGCAAAUCCUUAUACGAUCGUAAAUCGGCGGCACUUUCAUAACGCACGCUUCUCGGAUACCGUCCUGCCAAUUUUUACCUUGACCAUACCGAAGAGAAAAACUGAGGGGCCCUACGCCGUACCUGGUCAUAGUUUUCUGCCUACUUGGACCGGAAAUACGACAGGCGUGGAGUUCGAAGAGAAAUCGCUCCGUACGCAGGACUCCCUGAUUCCAGAAGGUGACUCGGAUCACAUUUACGAAAUGAAAGCUCGGGAUUCGGACUCCGACUACUACGACGAUCGGGACGAGGCGGUAUCCGUCACUGCGGCAUAUGGCCAGGUCGAGUACACGGACGGUUCCAACAUCGAGAUCGUCACCGAAACCGGCCCCGCAAGGCCGAGGAAAGUGGAAACGGAACAGGGCGUUUACGGAUCGCGAGGAGAGUCGCAGGGUACCAAGAAUUACCGAAAACGAUCAAGGAUCGCUACGGGGGGACAGGAAUCGCUAUUUCAAGGCGAUCGCUCGACCUUGGAAGCGGUCUGAGUACGGUGGUGACAAACUUCGAACCGCGAUCAUGGCUGCGGGGAAUCACGGAACGAAUGAUGUGGAUUCGGAUUACGGACUGCGUACACCUCUGAAUGCCUCGCGUGAUAACGACCUCAGCGAGUUUGACGAUGAAGUAGAUCGGAAGGAAAAAUUCUCCAACUUCCUUCGGUACGUCGAAAUUUCAUCUCGAUGCAACACGGAAAACGUUACAGGGCUGAGCUGGAAUGAAGAUAGGAAAUGACCGGCGGUUUUUAGUAGAUCCUCUGUAGAUUUAGACUAAAAAAUCGGAUGAAAAAAGUAAAAUAAUUAUUGUAAACCGUGCACCGAUAUUGCGGGCGGUUUCCGUUGUACCUGGGCGAAUUUCCCAUAGUCACAGGAUUCGGAGUGGUCCGUCGCUGCGCGAACGGGAAGUUUGACAGUGUAGGAAAAUUAGCUGGAGCUGCAGUAGGUUGGUAAUUGGUGUGGGGGGUAGGGUCGUGUAAUUUGAAAACGGUCGAUCCUUAACGCGUAAUGAGGGAGGCGGAAAGGCAGGCAGUCCGCCAACCACCCUUUCCCUUUGCCUGCAGCACAAUCACUGCAGGGACAUUGUCGGGAUUAUCUCGUGAGCGCAUACCACACCCACAUUCACUGCACACGGUCAACUCCCGGCGGACGUGAAUACCUACGUGGGUAGAUAUACGCUACAUCCCGUACUCGCGCCAGGGGAUGAUGGAUGUACCUGAAAACCGAAGGG
Athalia rosae (coleseed sawfly) is the source of this 2784-nucleotide messenger RNA. RefSeq lists its product as uncharacterized. Bases 27 to 2048 code for a protein of 673 amino acids. The transcript has 2 exons. Lineage: Eukaryota; Metazoa; Arthropoda; Insecta; Hymenoptera; Athaliidae. The record is from RefSeq and is a predicted model, not a curated record.